AUGCCGGCAGCUACGGAGGUGCCUAUAUUCGCGCAGUCAUCGCAGCACUAUUCGCAGUCAUCGCAACAUAACCAAUCCCAACCACAAGCACAGGCGCCACCCCCGCCACAAGUAGUUUAUAAUCGUCACCAAAAGGUUGGAUUAGAUAUAAAUUUCGCAAACAAAAGCCUGAAGGGCUGGACGGAGAUUACCAUCAAUCCGACAGAGGCUACUUUAAAGCAACUCCGACUGAACUGCAGACAAUGCAAAAUUACAAAAUGCCUUGUCAAUGGGAAGUCCCCAUCGUUAACCUAUAAGGAACCGUAUAGCAGCUUCAAAAUCCACGAUACCGCCACAGUGCAUCAACAUCAUCAGCUUAUGAAAAAACUUGAUCCGGCGCUCAGUGAUCCUCCGGAGCAUGAACUGGUUAUUCAUUUACCUCCGAAGGUUAAGAUAGAAUCCGUUGAUCCUCUUAGUAUUAGCACUCAAAACCCCCCUGUUGGGCGAAGUAAUCCUGGUAUCAGACGGGAAUCUCCAGACAUUGCCGCAAAUGGAGCUAUGACCCCUGCCCUGCCCAGAUCAGAUACAUCUUUCAUAUUCAGCCCGUUAAAAGUAAGGAUCGAAUAUGUAAUUGAGCAUGUUCGUGAUGGAUUCACCUUUGUGGGCUGUGAUGCCGGUGAUCUGCGAUACCCUCAUGCCUAUACUACCCAUACCCCUCUACCAGGAUCUGCAUGUUGUCUUUUCCCAACUCUUGAUGGAAUUCACGAGAGGUGGACAUGGGAGAUUGAGGUGACGGUACCGAAAACUAUCGGGGACAUUGAAAAGACGUCAUCUCAAUCACCAUCGCCACAGGUGAACGGAAAUGGCCCUGCAACUAAUGGAAUCAACGGUGUUAAUGGAACUCACGAGUCUCCAGACGAAAUGGGUGCAGAAGACGUAGCAGAUGAAGAUGGGGAUCUUGAUAUGACAGUUGUUUGUAGCGGCAACUAUAAAGACGAGGAAACUCAUCCUACCGAGUCUUGGAAAAAGACUUUAAAGUUUGAGCAACUUCAAGCAGUGGCCCCACAACAUAUCUCGAUUGCAGCCGGUCCCUUUGAACGUGUUAAUCUUUCAGAGUAUCGGGAUGUAGAAACCGAGGAGGCUAUGGGAACUAUGAGUGUUGAUGUGCUAGGGUAUUGUCUCCCAGGGAGGGAGCCAGAUCUUAGGAACACCUGCAUGUUCAUUCCAAAGGCUCUAGAUUAUAUCUUCAAGGAAUUCGGACAAUAUGUCUUCCAGGCGUUCAAAGUUUGUUUCGUUGAUGAUUUAGCAAUGGAUACUACAGAAUCAGCUUCGUUGGUUAUAUGCAGUAACCGCUUACUUUUCCCGGAGCAUGUAAUCGAUCCAAUUUGGCCGGUUACUCGGAAACUCACAUAUGCCCUGGCAACACAAUGGUCUGGGGUGCAAGUGGUACCGAAGGACUGGCAGGACACUUGGGUUAUUAUCGGGAUUGCGUACUGGAUGACUGGAUGCUUUCUGAAGACAUUGAUGGGCAACAAUGAAUACCGUUUCAGACUCAAAAGGGAUGCGGAAAAAAUAUGUGAGCUGGAUAUUGGGCGUCCAUCGCUUUACGCUGCGGGAUUUGCGGUUCCAAUUGAUCAGGGAUGUUUGGAUUUCAUCAAGCUUAAGGCUCCUGUAGUUUUGACGAUCCUUGAGAAGAGAUUGUGGAAAGUCAGUUCUUCCAUGGUUUUGCACCGUGUGGUUCGAAAGACGUUCCUAGGGGCAGUGGCAGGCGAGCUGAAGAACGGACUCAUGAGUACCAAGCACUUUAUCCGAGUGUGUGAGAAGAGCAGCCACACUAAAUUAGACCCUUUUUUUCAGCAGUGGGUUUAUGGAUCAGGGUAUCCACGGUUUGAGGUUUCGCAAAGGUUCAAUAAGAAGCGUAUGAUCGUGGAAAUGGGAAUUCGACAAGUUCAAGCGACAGAAACCCCAACACAUCACAAAGUAACUGCAGAAAGCUUCUUUAACGAUGCUCAAGAGCAUGUCCGACAUAUAGCAGUGGGACCUCCAUUGCCCUUGUUCACUGGCCCAAUGACCAUUCGAAUCCACGAGGCAGAUGGAACGCCUUAUGAACAUGUUGUCGACAUCAAGGAUACAUAUACAAAGCUUGAUAUCCCUUACAACACGAAGUAUAAAAGGCUCAAGCGUUCUCGGCGACAGAAAGAAAGGGCUGCUGCUGGUGCGGGCGUCGAUAUCAGUAUUGAUGCACAGAAUGAUGAUGUACUACUCUAUUGUUUGGGCGAUGUGCUACAGAGUGAAGAGGAGGUAGAUGAUUGGAGGUUAGAAGAUUGGUCGAAAGAGGACGAGGAUAAGAUGGCACAAGAGUCAUUUGAGUGGAUUCGUAUGGAUGCUGAUUUUGAGUGGAUCUGCACCCUUAAAGUUGGGCAGCCGGACUAUAUGUUUCUUUCCCAGCUACAGCAAGACAGGGACGUUAUUGCUCAGUAUGAGGCAUUGCAGCACCUUGCAAGCAUAAAAGAGUCCGCUUUAAUAUCCUCAAUUCUAGUAAGGACAUUGAUGGAUCGACGAUAUUAUCAUGGUAUACGCACAGAGGCUGCGCUCGCAUUAUCUAAGUGCGCUACUGCCGACUUGGCAUGGGUGGGACAGUUUCACCUUAUGAAGGCAUUCCAGGAGUUUUUCUGUUUCCCAGGAUCAGCGAUACCCAGAAGUAAUGAUUUCACGGACUUCACCUCGUAUUACGUGCAGAAAGCAAUACCAACAUCGAUGUCACGGAUCAGGAAUCUUUCGGGGGCUUGCCCAACAAGCGCGCAAAAAUGGCUGCUGGACGUACUUCGGUACAAUGACAAUUCAAACAAUAACUUUGAUGACUGCCAUUAUGUGGCCAAUCUUAUGAAAGCGUUAGCUAACACCCUCACAUUGACAAAAAAUGCUGGAGGUGAAUUUGGCCACCACUAUGAAUUUGAGGACGACGAGGCUGCGGCUACGCAGGAAGCUGCUAUUAGAGAAAUUUUAAGGUAUCAACGUAUGGAUCAGUGGCAGCCGACUUAUCAGAACAUUGUUUCUGAAGUUUCUUUAGAGAUUCGGAGAGACUUGACUUUAUUAGGUGUGAAGGAUGCUAAGAUGGAGCUUUUCAUGUCUUACACUAGAGAGGGCACACUGGAAACUCUUCGAGCAAAAGCUUUUGACUGCAUGAUUGAUCUUGGCGCUCUCCGUACCCCUGUAUUAGUCGAGUACAUAUGCAAGGUUAUCGGAACGGAUCCCUCAGCCUAUAUCCGCAAGCGUGUUUAUGGCGCCCUUGUAAAGGGGUUGGGAAUGAUAGCUACCGGUGACGACAAAUCAAAAGUGAAAGACGAACCGGAUAUGGAGUUAGGCGAGAUGAUGAUAAUUGAGGACGGGGGGGACUCUUCGAGCUCACGUAAGGAUGAACUUGCCCGAGAGACCAUUUCUGGCGCAAUUGCCUCUUUGAAGAAAGAAAUUGGAGAGGACAAGGUUUUGAAGGAGAGCCUCUGGAAGGCAUGCACGUCUCAAGACAUUGGAUUGCUUGAGUUGCGUGACUUAACAGAUAUUUGCAGACUUCUAUACUCUACGAAGGAUUCGCUCAUUGUCGUGAUGAAACGUCCACGCCAUCUUAGGUGUGAACAUAUAGGAAAGGCUGUAUUGAAAUUUAAGUGGUCAUAUGACCUCGCAGCAAAGCCACUUCCGCCGCCGCCGCCUCCUGUGCAAUUAAAACCACUCAAACUCAUCACAACGCCGAAACCGAGGGUCAACGGCACGCCAAUAGGGAGAAAGAUCAAGGAUUCUAGGCCCAAUAUAGAGAGGACACCAUCCGUCUCUAAGUCGGCUCCGAAAUCUACCCCAAAGUCCACCCCGAAACCAUCAAGCACCCCCAGACCGUCCGCCACACCCAAGGCAUCUUCCUCCAAUAAUUCCACGCCCCGACAAUCGCAUAACAAGGCCCCUAGGAUUGUUUUAAAGCUUAAGGAUCCGCUUGCAAAUGGAACGCCGAGGUCUUCUUGA
This is a messenger RNA of Morchella sextelata, 3990 nucleotides long. RefSeq lists its product as uncharacterized. The record is from RefSeq and is a predicted model, not a curated record. Gene Ontology annotation, biological process: transcription initiation at RNA polymerase II promoter. The coding region runs from base 1 to 3990 and encodes 1329 amino acids. Gene Ontology annotation, molecular function: transcription cis-regulatory region binding; RNA polymerase II general transcription initiation factor activity; chromatin binding. The transcript is spliced from 13 exons. Gene Ontology annotation, cellular component: transcription factor TFIID complex. NCBI's taxonomy places the organism in Eukaryota, Fungi, Ascomycota, Pezizomycetes, Pezizales, Morchellaceae.